AUGGAGGAAAUCCAGUGUUCUUUUCAAUCUGAGACUACGAUUACUUCAAAGGAAUUUCUCAGCAUAUUUACAUCAGGAGGGCUUUCGCCCAGCUUGGAAAUAAUAAACAGUACAUAUAAUGGCAUCUUCCACUUCAAUUUAACUUUGUUUAGUGAUCGGGUUUACUGGCUGAUUGAUAUUCCCAGAGAAAACAUUACUAAAAAUACAGAUAUUGCAUCUGUAGAAGAAUGGCUAGUCAGGAUUACUUUCCACCACGUAUUAAAUAUCUAUACUACUGAAGGCACACUAUUGGAUACCGUUCGAGAGCCUAUCCUUCAGUGGCCUCUGGGCACUCUGGUCCCGAAAAAUGAGAUCAGGAAAUUGUAUCCACAUGUGGUAGAUCUCAAAGUGACAAAAUGUCCCUGCGCCAAUGAUGUAGCAUUGCUUGGCUUCAUUUUGAAUUCAACACACAAUGGUAUCUACCUAGGCCUCACCGAGUCUGGAUUUUGGAAUUAUGCUGAUGCCCUGUGGUAUAACCUGUCAGAUAUGAUCUAUGUAGAAGUUGGAGAAGAACAUGCAGAGCUUUCAGUGGUGGAUAUGGUCUUAACUAAUCACUUUUUAGUUAUCCUCACAUCUUUGGGUCUUUUUGUAAGUGAAGAUCUUCGUUAUCCAGCAUUCAGUACUUUAAAGUUUUCAAGAGCUGACUUUUGUGGUUUUGAAAGGGGUGACUAUGUCAAAGGAAAAUUGUGGUAUAAUGAAAAGUGUUUUGCUAACAGAGAGCACUUUGAAGUUGAUUAUGUUACUAUCACCUUUGAGAGAAACAGAACCCUGAGUGAGGCAAGCUCUUGUUUUUAUAGUAAGGAACCAUUUCGUGCAUGGUUGCCUUGCUUACCUCACAUUUCAAAACGAAUGAAAAUACUUCCUUCCACUGUGAUAACAUUUCUUAUUGACCAAGAGCUUAACACUGGAGUAUACCUGUCCUACCACAACCACCAGAAACGUACCAAGGUCUCUGUGAACCUUCUGAGAGCUAACAAACCAACUUUAAGAAAGAAAUUUCCAUCCUUCUCAUUUCCUUCAUCCUUCACUUCCCCUACUGGAAUGGUAUUCCAUCCACGAAGUCAUUUUCUGUAUGUUUAUGGCAAUCAGGCCUGGCUUUCCACUGAUGGCGGCAACACUUUUGAAUUGUUAGCUGACUUUCACGAUGAUAUCAUAAUAAACACUUAUCAUAGCUUUUAUACUUCAGAUAUUACUUUUGUUUCCCAGCAUGGAAAGAUUUACCACACGAAAGCAGGAAUAAAAAGAUACAGUGCAUUUGGAUCUGUUUCUGAAAAAAUUUUCACGUUAUACUAUGACCACAUGGGAUUUCUACAUAAACUGACUCCAGAUCACUUUGAAGCUGCAGCCUUUGGAAACACUAAAAGUAUUUUUGGACCGGCUCCUGACAUGGGCUUUGAGACUGCUCUUGCCCCGCAGUACAUCACCUCCAGUGAAAUGAUCUUCUACGCUUACGUCCCAGUGAAUGAGCCAAAGGACAAAAUAUACACCAAGAAAUUUGAACACAUUCAUCUGGGGAAAAUUGUAACGUUUGAAAAAAACGGAAAAGCUUACAUAAAAGAAAUACUGCAGUAUGACACUCCUGAAGGGUUUUUGUCCUCCGCUAUCACAGAAAUUAUAGAACCUUUUGGACUGGAAGAAACCAUUGAGAGCACUUGCUUGCUUAGUUCCCUUCUCAUCCAGAGUGCCGGGGCUGCCUAUAAGCUCACUCUUCAGUCACCACGUAAGUUAUUUCAAGAUUUGGAUAUCGAGAAGACUGUGGUGAUUCCUGGUUAUAGCAGCUUCCUGAUCACAAGUAUUUUAGAUGAUAACAAUGCCUUAGCUACUGCUACCAUGCCUGAAAUAGCCCCCCACAAUAUGACUUUUCCAGAAGGUUCCUGGUUCAUAUACAACUUUGGGCAAAAGAAUGGACGAUUAUGGAAAAUAUAUUCAAAACCAUGUAAUUAUUGGUUUCAACAACUUGAUAAAACACUGUCCCUCAAUGUCCUGAAGUACAUUGAUCUGGGAAAAUCUCUUUCCUUAAAAGUUAAGAUCAUACCUAGCUCAAAAGAUACUCGAAUACUUGAGAUACCUCUGUUGAAAGUCAUCGUUGGAAAUCCAAAUUUGUUGUCAUUUAAAGUAGAAGGCUCCUUUGAUGAUACUGAUAGUUAUGUAGUGGACAUUUCUGCAACUAGCAAAGAUUUACUUCAAGGUUCGACUUCACUGGCAUUGAUUGUCUGGGGAGCAUCGACAGAGUGCUUUGUUACAACAAUUGUGCCAACACUGAAAAGCAGCUGUAGUUACCUCAAAUUUAUGCAUCACAUCCCUUUUAAGUUUAUCCCCUUGGAAGACUGGACUAGUGGCAUUCACAAAGACAGUCAGGGUUUUAAUCUGAUCAAAACGCUGCCGGUAAACUACAGGCCUCCAUCAAAUAUGGGAAUUGCUAUUCCACUGACUGAUAAUUUUUAUCAUGCGGAUCCUAGCAAACCCAUACCAAGAAAUCUAUUUCACAAGUCAAAGAAAUCAGGUAAAUACAAGCAGUGUGCUAACAAGUCCAGUCGCAAGGCGUGUAAUUGCACAAAUGAUCAGAAGUUUUCAUAUGCUGUUGCUUUCUCAGACUGUAGAGAAAAGGUUCCUCGUUUUAAGUUUCCAGUCACAAACUAUCCAAUUUCCUUGGAAAUUCACAGUGAAGAUGGAUACCUCCCAUUGCAAACUCCUUAUCUGGUCACUAUAACCGAAGUGAACGGGAGGGGAAACUGGAAACUAAAAGACACCGUACCAGAAAAUGUAAAAAAUUUGAAAAUUUACUUAGCACACAAACUUAAUGCUCCAGUGUAUAAUCCUUUAGGCCUCAACUUAAGUAUAAAGGGCUCGGAGCUUUUUCACUUCAGAGUGUCUGUUGUCCCAGGGGUCACCUUCUGUAACUUAGUUGGCGAACUUCAGAUUUAUGUUGACGAAGUGCCGUUGCCCUUUCCAGGACACACUCUUAUUGCUGUUGCCUCCGCUGUAGUGCUCGGGGGAUUAAUUUUUAUAUCGUUUAUAUUACAAAUACGUAACAUUCACCCCUGGGAUUGGUGCAAAAACUUGAUUAGGAAAAGCAUCAUGACCCUGCCAUUUUUCAGCGCUGAUCAAGUGGCUCAAAGAUGA
Messenger RNA from Condylura cristata (star-nosed mole), 3162 nucleotides. It is a transcript of the gene CATSPERB, whose product is annotated as catsper channel auxiliary subunit beta. NCBI's taxonomy places the organism in Eukaryota, Metazoa, Chordata, Mammalia, Eulipotyphla, Talpidae. The record is from RefSeq and is a predicted model, not a curated record. The transcript has 25 exons. Gene Ontology annotation, cellular component: cilium; CatSper complex. Bases 1 to 3162 code for a protein of 1053 amino acids.